This is a messenger RNA of Boleophthalmus pectinirostris (great blue-spotted mudskipper), 8482 nucleotides long. RefSeq names its product neurofibromin 1a (gene nf1a). The transcript is spliced from 55 exons. The coding region runs from base 515 to 8467 and encodes 2650 amino acids. Gene Ontology annotation, biological process: regulation of GTPase activity. Lineage: Eukaryota; Metazoa; Chordata; Actinopteri; Gobiiformes; Gobiidae. The record is from RefSeq and is a predicted model, not a curated record.
ACAUGUGACAACACAAACCUUUACAAGAAUAGAGUAGUUUCCCAAUACAAUCUGAAAAGAAAAGAAAACUCUAGACCUAUAAUCAUCACGUAUUAUUCAUGAAUGCAACUUUUUACGGCACAGUGAAGAGUUUUAAGUCUCGUCUUAAAACACACUUUUAUCUCUGUUUUUUUAACACCAUGUAAGUUUGGUGAACAACAGACAUGGGAGGGCAGCAUCUCACAUCGGUCCCUCUCGUCUCUCUUUGACCCCUGCGCCAAGAAGAAGAAGCACGUUUGCGUCGCGUCGCGGAUCGGGCACGCACGCCUCACGCACGCUCUCCCCAUCAGUUUGUGUGUGUGAACAAGACUUCCGGUGGUGUGUCAUGGCGGUGGCAUGGUGAAUCCUGCAGAAAGGGAAAAAUCCUCGUCCCUCCGUUUCUCCCCCGUGGUUUUUGGACGCGUUUGGAUGCAGGAGUGAGCCGUGUGCGAGUCGCGGCCGCUUCGCUCGCUCGCCCCCUUCACUCGGCGGCGCUAUGGCGGCUCACAAGCCCGUGGAGUGGGUGCAGGCCGUGAUCUCCAGAUUUGAUGAGCAGCUUCCUAUCAAAGUGGGACACCAGAACACUCACACUAAAGUCAGCACGGAGCACAACAAAGAGUGUCUGAUCAACAUCUCCAAGUACAAGUUCUCCCUGGUGAUCAGCGGCCUCACCAACAUCCUCAAGAAUGUCAACAACAUGCGAAUAUUUGGAGAAGCAUCGGAGAAGAACCUGUACCUCUCUCAGCUCAUCAUCCUGGACACACUGGAGAAGUGUCUGGCUGGGCAAUCGAAGGACUGUCUGCGUUUGGAUGAGACGAUGUUGGUGAAGCAGUUGUUGCCUGAGAUCUGUCACUUCAUCUACACGUUCAGAGAGGGCCAGCAGCACGCGGCCGAGCUCAGGGCCUCCGCCUCCGCUGUGCUCUUCUCUCUGAGCUGCAACAACUUCAACGCCGUCUUCAGUCGCAUCUCCACCAGGCUUCAGGAGCUGACUGUGUGUUCAGAGGACAAUGUCGACGUCCACGACAUUGAACUCAUGCAGUACAUCAACGUGGACUGCUCCAAACUCAAGAGGCUGCUGCAAGAAACCGUCCUGAAAUUUCGAGCCCUAAAGAAACCUGCCCAACUCGCAGUCAUCAACAGUUUAGAAAAGGCGUUUUGGAACUGGGUGGAGAAUUAUCCCGAUGAGUUUACCAUGCUCUACCAGAGACCUCAGGCCGAUAUGGCAGAAGCUGCAGAGAAGUUGUUUGAUCUGGUCGACAGUUUUGCAGAAAGCGCCAAAAGGAAAGCUGCAGUCUGGCCCCUUCAGAUCAUCCUCCUGGUCCUCUGUCCCGAAAUCACACACACCAUCUCCAAAGACACAGUGGAGGACAGCAAGGCCAACAAGAAAUUAUUUUUGGAGAACCUGCGUAAAGCUUUGGGCGGAGGGAACAAACAGCUGACGGAGAGCGCCGCCGUGGCCUGCGUCAAACUGUGCAAAGCCUCCACCUACAUCAACUGGGAAGACCAUUCCACCAUCUUCCUCCUGGUGCAGUCCAUCGUCAUAGACCUCAAGGCUUUGCUGUUUAACCCGGCCAAACCGUUCUGGAGGGGGACGGGAAGUCAGAACGCAGACGUGGAGCUGAUGAUGGACUGCUUUGUCUCCUGUUUCCGCAUCAACCCUCACAACAAUCAGCAGUUCAAGGUCUGUUUAGCCUCCUCGUCUCCCUCCACGUUUCACUUUGUCCUGGUCAACUCUCUGCACAGAAUAAUCACCAAUUCUCAUCUGGACUGGUGGCCCAAGAUCGACACAGUGUACUGUUACUCUGGAGAGCUGCGCUUCAUGUUCGCAGACACACUCAACAAAGUGAUGCAGGGGCUGGUCAACCACCCACCCAUCAGGAUGACACCGAGUCUGACGUUCAAAGGGAAGAUGACGACGAGCCUGAAGUUUAAAGAGAAGGCGACGGACCUGGACACGCGCAGCUACAAGUGCCUCCUCCUCGCGCUGGUCAAACUCAUCCACGCAGACCCCAAACUGCUGCUGCACAAUCCGGUGAAGCAGACGGCGGAGAUGCAGAGCAGCACGGCGGAGCUCAUCACAGGCCUGGUGCAGCUCGUGCCCCUUACCAACACCACACAGCUGUCCCAGGAGGCCAUGGAGGCCUUGUUGGUGCUACAUCAGCCUGAGACCAUUGAGCUGUGGAACCCUGAAUCCCCCAUAGAGACCUUUUGGGACAUCAGUUCUCAGGUGCUGUCGAUGAUUUGCCGGAAGCUGAUUGGUCAGCAGAUCGUGAACGGGACCGAGGUGCUCAAGUGGCUCAGGGAGAUCCUCAUCUGUAGGAACAAGUUUCUGCUCAAGAACAAGGAGUGUGCGACGAUGGGCAGUGCCAUCCCCAUGUGCAGACAGGCUCAGACUAAGCUGGAGGUGUGUCUCUACAUGUUUCUGUGGAGUCCAGACACUGAGGCGGUGCUCGUGGCCAUGUCCUGCUUCAGACACCUGUGUGAAGAGGCCGACAUCCGCAGUGCUGCUGACGAGGUGCCCGUCCAGACCAUCCUGCCAAACUACGCCACCUUCAGCGAGCUCGCCUCCGUCAGCAACAUGAUGGGCACAGGUCGCUCUACGUUACAGAAGAGAGUCAUGGCUUUGCUACGGAGAGUAGAGCACCCCACUCCUGGAAACAUCGAGGCCUGGGAAGACACUCACGCCAAAUGGGACCAAGUCACCAAACAGAUCCUGAACUUCCCCAAAAACAAAGCGGAUGAUGGACAGCAGGAGUGGAUAAACAUGACCGGGUUCCUGUGUGCUCUGGGCGGAGUGUGUCUGCAGCAGCGGAGCACCCCAGGACCCGCCACCUACAGCCCCCCGAUGGGCCCCAUGUCCGAACGCAAACACUCCAUGAUCUCGAUGGGCCUGUGCGACGGCUCCAUCGGCAUCAGCUCUUCCUGCUCCUCGUCCGCCUCCAGCGAGAGUCCCGUCAGCAGGUUUCUGGACCGACUCUUGGCCCUGUUGGUGUGCGGACACGAUCGGGUCGGACUCCACGUCAGGACCAGUGUCAAAGACCUCCUGGGGCUGGAGCUGAGUCCGGCUCUGUACCCAAUGCUCUUCAAUAAACUCAGGAACAGCAUCGGAAAGUUCUUCGACACUCAAGGACCGGUUCCCAUAAACGACACGAACACUCAGUUUGUGGAGCAGACCAUCGCCAUCAUGAAAAACCUGCUGGACAACCACACAGAGGGCAGCUCCGAGCACCUGGGCCAGGCCAGCAUCGAGACCAUGAUGCUCAACCUCGUCAGAUAUGUGAGGAUUCUGGGAAAUGUAGUCCAUGCCAUUCAGAUCAAAACCAAACUGUGCCAACUGGUGGAGGUGAUGAUGGAGCGACGUGACGACCUCUCCUUCUGCCAAGAGAUGAAAUUCAGGAACAAGAUGGUGGAGUAUUUGACUGACUGGGUGAUGGGGACGUCCAAUCAGGCGGCAGACGAUGACAUCAAGUGCCUGACCAGAGAUCUGGACCAGGCGAGUAUGGAAGCUGUGGUGUCUCUUUUGGCUGGUUUACCGCUGCAGCCCGAAGAGGGAGACGGAGUCGAACUCAUGGAGGCCAAAUCUCAGCUCUUCCUCAAGUACUUCACUCUCUUUAUGAACCUCCUGAAUGACUGUUCGGAGGUGGAGGAUGAUGGGCAGGCGGUGGGCGGGCGUAAAAGGGGCAUGUCUCGGCGUCUGGCCUCCCUGAGACACUGCACCGUCCUCGCCAUGUCCAACCUGCUCAACGCCAACGUGGACAGCGGACUCAUGCACUCCAUCGGUCUGGGUUACCACAAAGACCUGCAGACCAGAGCCACGUUCAUGGAGGUCCUCACAAAGAUCCUCCAGCAGGGGACAGAGUUUGACACUUUGGCUGAGACGGUUUUGGCCGAUCGCUUUGAGCGUCUGGUGGAGCUGGUCACGAUGAUGGGAGACCAGGGCGAGCUGCCCAUCGCCAUGGCUCUGGCCAAUGUGGUGCCCGGGUCACAAUGGGACGAGUUGGCACGUGUUUUGGUGACUUUAUUCGACUCCCGUCACCUGCUCUAUCAGCUGCUCUGGAACAUGUUUUCUAAAGAGGUGGAGCUCGCUGACUCCAUGCAGACGCUGUUCAGAGGAAACAGCCUGGCCAGCAAGAUCAUGACCUUCUGUUUUAAGGUCUAUGGAGCAGCGUAUCUGCAGAAACUGUUGGAGCCACUUUUACGAGGCGUGAUCACGACACCUGAACAUAUCAGCUUUGAGGUGGACCCUACCAGACUGGAGCAGGGGGAGAACUUGGAGGAAAACCAAAGGAACCUUCUGCAGAUCACGGAGCGUUUCUUUCAGGCGAUAAUCGGAUCUUCCAGCGAGUUCCCACCUCAACUCCGCAGCGUCUGCCACUGUCUCUACCAGGCUACUUGCCACUCUCUACUGAAUAAAGCUACAGUAAAAGAAAAAAAGGAAAACAAAAAAGCAGUGGUCAGUCAGCGGUUUCCUCAGAACAGCAUCGGGGCCGUGGGCAGUGCCAUGUUUUUGAGGUUCGUGAAUCCAGCCAUCGUGUCACCGUACGAGGCCGGGAUUCUGGACAAGAAACCCCAUCCUCGGAUCGAACGGGGGCUCAAACUCAUGUCCAAGAUUCUCCAGAGCAUCGCCAACCACGUCCUGUUUACAAAGGAGGAGCACAUGAGGCCGUUUAACGACUUUGUGAAGAGCAACUUUGACGCGGCCAGAAGGUUUUUCUUGGACAUUGCGUCAGACUCGCCUCCCUCUGACUCGGUGAACCACAGCCUGUCCUUCAUCAGCGACGGGAAUGUUUUGGCUCUGCACCGUUUACUGUGGAACAACCAGGAGCGCAUCGGCCAGUACCUCUCCAGCAACAGGGACCAUAAGGCAGUAGGCAGACGUCCCUUUGAUAAGAUGGCGACUCUUUUGGCCUAUCUGGGACCUCCCGAACACAAACCAGUGGCUGACACGCACUGGUCCAGCCUCAACCUCACCAGCUCCAAGUUUGAGGAGUUCAUGACCAGACACCAGGUUCAUGAAAAAGAGGAAUUCAAAGCGCUGAAGACUUUAAAUAUCUUCUACCAGGCUGGGACGUCAAAAACAGGCAACCCAGUCUUCUACUACGUGGCCCGAAGAUUCAAAACCGGUCAAAUUAACGGAGAUCUUCUCAUCUACCACGUGCUCCUCACUCUAAAACCGUACUACGCCAAACCCUACGAGAUCGUGGUGGACUUGACUCACGUCGGCCCUAGCAACCGCUUCAAAACAGACUUCCUGUCCAAAUGGUUUGUGGUCUUCCCCGGGUUUGCAUAUGAAAACGUAGCGGCUGUGUACGUUUACAACUGCAACACGUGGGUGAGGGAGUACACCAAGUAUCACGAGAGGCUGCUGACCGGCUUGAAGGGGAGUAAGAAGCUGCAGUUCAUCGAUUCUCCGGCGAAAUUGGCAGAACACAUCGAGCCAGACCAACAAAAGCUCCCAGCGGCCACCCUCACGCUGGAGGAGGACCUGAAAGUGUUCCACAACGCACUCAAGCUAGCGCACAAAGACACCAAAGUUUCUAUUAAGGUGGGCUCCACAGCGGUCCAGGUGACUUCAGCCGAGCGCACCCGUGUCCUGGGGCAGCCCGUGUUUCUGAACGACGUGUACUACGCCUCGGAGAUAGAGGAGAUCUGUUUGGUGGACGAGAGCCAGUUCACCCUGACCAUGGCCAACCAGGGCACGCCUCUGACCUUCAUGCACCAGGAGUGUGACGCCAUAGUCCAGUCCAUAAUCCACAUCCGGACGCGCUGGGAACUGUCUCAGCCCGACUCCAUACCGCAGCACACAAAGAUCAGACCCAAAGACGUGCCCGGGACCCUGCUCAACAUCGCACUGCUCAACCUGGGCAGCUCCGACCCCAGCCUCAGAUCAGCGGCGUAUAACCUCCUGUGCGCUCUGACGUGUACGUUUAACCUGAAGAUCGAGGGCCAGCUGCUGGAGACCUCAGGCCUCUGUAUCCCCGCCAACAACACGCUCUUCAUCGUGUCCAUCAGCAAAACUCUCGCCGCCAACGAACCCCACCUCACACUGGAGUUUCUGGAGGAGUGCAUCUCCGGAUUCAGCAAAUCAAGUAUCGAGCUGAAGCACUUGUGUCUGGAGUACAUGACGCCGUGGCUGCUCAACCUGGUGCGCUUCUGCAAACACACGGACGACGCCAAACGCCAACGAGUCACCGCCAUUUUGGACAAACUCAUCACCAUGACGAUCAACGAGAAGCAGAUGUACCCCUCCAUCCAGGCCAAGAUCUGGGGCAGCCUGGGACAGAUCACAGACCUUCUGGACGUGGUGCUGGACAGUUUCAUUAAGACGAGCGCCACUGGAGGUCUGGGCUCCAUCAAAGCCGAGGUCAUGGCCGACACUGCAGUGGCUCUGGCGUCCGGCAACGUCAAACUGGUGUCCAGCAAGGUGAUUGGCCGCAUGUGUAAGAUCAUCGACAAGACGUGCCUCUCUCCCACGCCCACUCUGGAGCAGCACCUCAUGUGGGACGACAUCGCCAUCCUGGCCCGCUACAUGCUCAUGCUGUCCUUUAACAACUCUCUGGACGUAGCCGCUCACCUGCCGUACCUGUUCCACGUGGUCACUCUGCUCGUGGCCACAGGUCCUCUGUCGCUGCGGGCCUCCACGCACGGACUCGUCAUCAACAUCAUACACUCCCUCUGCACGUGCUCGCAGCUCAACUUCAGCGAGGAGACCAAGCAGGUGCUGAGGCUGAGUUUGACCGAGUUUUCGUUGCCAAAGUUUUACCUCUUGUUCGGCAUCAGUAAAGUCAAGUCGGCCGCAGUCAUCGCCUUUCGCUCCAGCUACAGAGACCGUUCCUUCUCCCCGGGGUCUUACGAGAGAGAGACUUUUGCCCUCUCCUCCCUGGAAACAGUCACCGAAGCUCUGCUGGAGAUCAUGGAGGCGUGUAUGAGAGACAUCCCGUCCUGCAAGUGGCUGGACCAGUGGACAGAGCUCGCACAGAAGUUUGCGUUCCAGUAUAACCCGUCCCUGCAGCCUCGCGCUCUGGUGGUGUUCGGCUGCAUCAGUAAAAGAGUCACUCAUGGACAGAUCCGACAGAUCAUCAGGAUCCUGAGCAAAGCCAGUCCUCUGCUCAGCAUCGACCGGGGUUUGGAGAGUUGUCUGAAAGGACCAGACAAUUACAACAGCCAAGUUUUGAUAGAAGCCACUGUGAUCGCUCUGACCAAACUGCAGCCUCUUCUGAGCAAGGAGUCUCCGAUGCACAAAGCCCUGUUCUGGGUGGCAGUGGCCGUGUUACAGUUGGAUGAAGUGAACCUGUAUUCAGCCGGGACAGCACUGCUAGAACAGAACCUCCACACACUUGAUUCUAUGAGGGUUUUCAAUGAUAAGAGUCCAGAGGAGGUGUUUAUGGAGAUACGGCGCCCCCUGGAGUGGCACUGUAAACAGAUGGAUCAUUUUGUCGGACUCAACUUCGGCGCAAACUUCAACUUCGCUCUUGUGGGACAUUUACUUAAAGGCUACAGACACCCGUCUCCCACCACGGUGGCUCGGACAGUGAGGAUCCUCCACACUCUUCUGUCUCUCAUCAGUAAAAACCUCAAAUGUGACAAGUUUGAGGUGAACACUCAGAGCGUGGCCUAUCUGGCAGCUCUGCUCACAGUAUCUGAGGAGGUGCGCAGUCGCUGUAGUCUCAAACACAGGAAGUCUUUGCUGAUCUCAGACCUGUCCAUGGAUCCUGUUCCCAUGGAGACGUACUCAAGCCACGCCCCUGACCCCAGCUGCAGGACACUUCGAGAGACGCAGCCUUGGACGUCUCCGCAGGUGUCGGAGCGGUACCUCUCGGCUCAUUACCCCACAGUGGGACAGAUCAGCCCCAGGACUAGGAAGAGCAUGAGUCUGGACAUGGGCCAGCCCUCCCAGGCAAACACCAAGAAACUGCUGGGGACCAGAAAGAGCUUUGACCACCUCAUCUCAGACUCCAAAGCACCAAAGAGGCCGGAGAUGGAGGCGGGGAUGACCACGCCGCCCAAAAUGAGACGAGUGGCGGAGAACGACUACGAGAUCGAAACGCCGAGAAUUGCAAACUCACAUCUACGCAAAGUUUCCGUCUCGGAGUCGAACGUACUUUUGGAUGAAGAGGUGCUCACCGAUCCCAAGAUCCAGGCUCUGCUGCUCACUGUGCUGGCGACACAAGUGAAGUACACCACAGAUGAUUUUGACCAGAGGAUCUUGUAUGAAUAUUUAGCUGAAGCUAGCGUCGUCUUCCCAAAGGUUUUCCCUGUUGUCCACAACCUGCUGGACUCAAAGAUCAACACUGUGCUGUCCAUGUGCCAGGACACAAACCUCCUGAACCCCGUCCACGGCAUCGUCCAGAGUGUAGUGUACCACGAGGAGUCCCCCCCACAGUACCAGCCCUCCUACCUGCAGAGUGAGGAACAUGCACCUCUGUUUACAUAUUUAGAUCACUAUUAGACCUGUCCAGAGUCA